AUGGCAGAAUCUUUUUUUUCGGAUUUUGGCUUGUUGUGGUAUCUGAAGGAGCUCAGAAAGGAAGAGUUUUGGAAAUUUAAGGAGCUCCUCAAACAACCUUUGGAGAAAUUUGAACUCAAGCCAAUCCCCUGGGCUGAGCUGAAGAAGGCUUCCAAAGAAGACGUAGCAAAGCUGUUGGACAAACAUUACCCGGGAAAGCAGGCAUGGGAGGUGACACUGCACCUGUUUCUACAGAUCAAUAGGAAAGAUCUCUGGACGAAGGCCCAGGAAGAGAUGAGAAAUAAGCUAAACCCAUAUAGAAAGCAUAUGAAGGAAAAAUUUCAACUCAUAUGGGAGAAGGAAACCUGUCUUCCCGUCCCUGAGCAUUUCUACAAAGAAACCAUGAAAAAUAAGUAUAAAGAAUUGAAUGGCGCAUAUACUGCUGCGGCUAGACUCCACACUGUGGUCCUGGAAGGUUCCGACGGAAUUGGAAAAACAACCCUUCUAAGAAAAGUGAUGUUGGACUGGGCAGAGGGAAACUUAUGGAAGGAUAGGUUCACAUUUGUGUUUUUCCUCAAUGUCUAUGAAAUAAACGGGGUCACAGAGACCAGCUUACUGGAGCUCCUCUCCAGGGACUGGCCUGAGUCUUCAGAGACGAUCGAAGACAUUUUUUCCCAGCCAGAGAGAAUUCUGUUCAUCAUGGAUGGCUUUGAGCAACUGAAGUUUAACUUGAAAUUUAAGGACGACUUGAGCGAUGACUGGAGGCGGCAGCAGCCAACGUCAAUUAUCCUGAGCAGUUUGUUGCAGAAAAAGAUGCUUCCAGAAUGCUCUCUGCUUAUUGCCUUAGGAAAACUGGCUAUGCAAAAACACUAUUUUAUGUUGCAGCAUCCAAAACUUAUAAAGCUCUCAGGAUUCACUGAAUCUGAAAAGAAGUCGUAUUUCUCCUACUACUUUGGUGAGAAGAACAAAGCCUUGAAAGUCUUCAAUUUUGUGAGAGAUAGUGGACCGCUGUUUAUCUUGUGCCAUAAUCCCUUUAUAUGCUGGUUGGUCUGUGCUUGCGUGAAACAGAGGCUAGAGAGGGGAGAAGACCUUGAAAUAAACUCCCAAAACACCACCUCUUUAUAUGCAUCCUUCUUAACAAAUGUAUUCAAAGCAGGAAGUCAGAGUUUUGUGCCUAAGGUGAACAGAGCCCGACUGAAAAACCUGUGUGCUUUGGCUGCAGAGGGAGUAUGGACAUACACAUUCGUAUUUUGCCAUGAGGAUCUCCGGAGGAAUGGGUUAUCUGAGUCUGAGGGCUUGAUGUGGGUGGGUAUGAGACUUCUCCAACGGAGAGGGGACUAUUUUACCUUCAUCCAUCUGUGUAUCCAAGAGUUUUGUGCCGCCAUGUUUUAUUUGCUCAAACGACCCAAAGACGAUCCUAACCCGGCCAUUGGAAGCAUCACUCAGCUUGUAAAAGCAACUGUGAUUCAGCCUCAAACCCACUUGACCCAGGUGGGGAUAUUCAUGUUUGGAAUUUCAGCAGAAGAAAUUGUCAGCAUGCUGGAGACAUCCUUUGGUUUUCCACUGUCAAAAGACCUACAGCAGGAAAUAACCCAAUCCCUUAAAAGUUUAAGUCAAUGUGAAGCUGAUAGGGAAGCCAUAGGUUUCCAGGAAUUAUUCGUUAGUUUAUUUGAAACUCAGGAAAAAGAAUUUGUAACACAAGUGAUGAAUUUCUUUGAAGAAGUGUUCAUUUAUAUUGGUAACAUAGAACAUUUGGUAAUAGCUUCAUUCUGCCUGAAGCAUUGUCGAGGUUUAACGACACUUCGCAUGUGUAUAGAGAAUAUCUUUCCGGAUGACUCAGGAUGCGCCUCAGGUUACAAUGAGAAGCUCGUCUACUGGCGGGAGCUUUGCUCAGUGUUCAUUACCAACAAGAACUUCCAGAUAUUAGACAUGGAAAACAGCAGCCUCGACGAUGCCUCCCUGGCGAUUCUUUGCAAAGCGCUGACUCAGCCUGUUUGUAAACUCCGAAAACUCAUAUUUACUUCUAUGCUUAACUUAGGACACGAUUCAGAAUUGUUUAAGGCAGUUCUUCACAACCCUCACCUGAAGCUUCUGAGCCUGUAUGGCACUAGCCUUUCCCGUACUGACGUCAGGCACCUGUGUGAGACGCUGAAACAUCCAAUGUGCAAGAUAGAAGAGCUGAUGUUGACGUACUGCUGUCUCACCUGUGUCUCCUGUGACUCCAUCUCCCAAGUCCUCUUGUGCAAUAAGUCCCUGUCCCUCCUCGAUCUGAGCUCAAAUGCCCUGGAAGAUAAUGGAGUGGCAUCUCUGUGUGGAGCGCUGAAGCACCCAGCCUGCGCGUGUUUCCCUUUCUGCAGGCUGCAGACAUGUCCGAUCACCCGUGCCUGCUGUGGUGACCUCGCCGCGGCACUCGUCGCCUGCAAAACACUGAGGAGCCUGAACCUCGACUGGAUUACCUUGGAACCUGAUGCAGUGGCGGUGCUGUGUGAGGCACUGAGCCACCCGGACUGUGCCCUGCAGAUGCUGGGGCUGCACAAAUCUGGCUUUGAUGAAGAAGCUCAGAAGAUGCUGAUGUCUGUGGAAGAAAAAAUGCCCCACCUGACCAUUUCACACGAACCCUGGAUUGACGAGGAAUACAAGAUCAGGGGUGUGCUCCUCUGA
Messenger RNA from Mandrillus leucophaeus (drill), 2640 nucleotides. RefSeq names its product NLR family, pyrin domain containing 9 (gene NLRP9). The record is from RefSeq and is a predicted model, not a curated record. Gene Ontology annotation, cellular component: cytoplasm. Gene Ontology annotation, biological process: regulation of inflammatory response. Bases 1 to 2640 code for a protein of 879 amino acids. Lineage: Eukaryota; Metazoa; Chordata; Mammalia; Primates; Cercopithecidae. The transcript has 7 exons.